This is a messenger RNA of Daucus carota subsp. sativus, 936 nucleotides long. Its product is annotated as protein MODIFYING WALL LIGNIN-1. NCBI's taxonomy places the organism in Eukaryota, Viridiplantae, Streptophyta, Magnoliopsida, Apiales, Apiaceae. The record is from RefSeq and is a predicted model, not a curated record. The coding region runs from base 176 to 814 and encodes 212 amino acids. The transcript has 3 exons.
GUCCGACACCAGUCCAACACAAGUACACAACACAACACACUUUCCUACGUCGUCUGUGCACUCUCUCUUCGAGUUGGCUCAUCUUUACAGUGAUAAAGUCUAUAUAUUUACUCUUCUUUUUAAGUCAAGUUAGAAGAUACUACUACUGUGGAGCUUCUUUCAAACUAGUUAAAGAAUGGAGAAGAAAGCUAUGGUAGUGUGUGUAGUUGUGGGGUUUUUGGGGUUGAUUGCUUCUUCUCUGGCUUUUGCUGCAGAGUUCAAGAGGAUUAAGAGAUCUGAAGUUCAGUUUACAGCUCCGGAUGAGUGUGUAUACCCUAGAAGUCCAGCUCUAGCCCUAGGAUUAACUGCAGCUGUGGCUCUAGUAAUUGCGCAGAUUAUCAUCAAUGUUGCAACUGGUUGUAAUUGCUGUAGAAGUGGAUCUCAUCAAUUAAAUUCCAAAUGGACUUUAGCUUUGAGCUGCUUCGUGGUCUCCUGGUUCACAUUUGUUUUAGCAUUUCUCUUAUUGCUUACUGGCGCAGCACUCAAUGAUCAACGUGGCGAAGAAAACAUGUACUUUGGCAACUACUAUUGCUAUGUUGUGAAACCUGGAGUCUUUGCCGGAGCAGCUAUAUUGUCCCUGGCAACCGUAGUUUUUGGUAUCACGUAUUACAUAACCAUAAUAUCCGCGAAGACAGGAACUGAUCCUUGGGCUGGGCAUGCUGCACCUAGUCAACCCUCCUCCAUAGCCAUGGCGCAGCCUCAGUAUCCUCUAAGUACUUCACAAGAUCCUGUUUUUGUUCAUGAAGAUACCUAUUUGAGGCGGCAAUUUACUUGACAGUUCCAUAGAUGCUGGACCUGUGUUAGAGGAACUGGCAGAUGUAUUCUGGAUAACUUUUACUUUUAGGACAAAAGAAAUGUAAAUUCAACAGCUAACCUACAGCAAAAAAUUUGCACCGA